Molecule: messenger RNA, 3282 nt
Organism: Austrofundulus limnaeus
Lineage: Eukaryota; Metazoa; Chordata; Actinopteri; Cyprinodontiformes; Rivulidae
Gene: tmeff1a
Product: transmembrane protein with EGF-like and two follistatin-like domains 1a
Cellular component (GO): plasma membrane
Molecular function (GO): protein binding
Source: RefSeq, a predicted model, not a curated record
UUAGGGGGGUUCGGGUCGCCACCAUGUUCCUGUUGGGCCCUGGGAGGAGCGGCUGGGGUCCGGGCGGGGUUGUCCGGUACCUGGCGUCCGCCUGCCUGCUGUCCGUGCUUCUGCUGGCCCCCCCGGAGGUUCGGGGGUCCUACAGCCUUCAGAGCGGGGAGUGCAAAGGCAAAGGGAAGGAGUGCACAGAUCUGUCAGAGAAGAAGAGUGACCUGAGGGUCUGCGACGACUCCACCUGUCGAUACGGAGGCGUCUGCAGAGACGACGGCGCUCAGCUCAAAUGUGUCUGUCAGUUUCAGUGCCACAAGAACUACAACCCGGUGUGCGGUUCCAACGGAGACACGUACCAGAACGAGUGCUACAGGCGGCAGGCCUCCUGCAAACAGCAGAGACUCAUCUCCAGGAGCCACGACGGACCCUGCUCCACCGGCAGCGGUCACAAUGAGAACCCAGUCUGUGCCACUGAUGGAAACUCCUACAACAACCCCUGUYUGGUGCGAGAGGCGUCCUGCAUGAAGCAGGAGCAGAUCGACGUCAAACACCUGGGCAGGUGUUUAGCUGAUAAAGAGAAACAGGGCAAGAAAGACGACAGCGUCCCUUUCAAAGUCAACGUUUUAGAAACCACAGGUCUGGAUCACGGGGAGGGCUUCUAUGCCGGGCUGCCCAUCCCCUGCGCUGACAGCUAUGCCGACCUGUGCGUUCACGGGAAAUGUGAGAUCAAGUAUAACAUGGCCACCUGCAGGUGUGACGCGGGGUACAAAGGUGCUCAGUGCGAUGAGCCUCAGGACUUCAACAUCCUCUACGUGGUCCCCAGUGGACAGAAGCUGCACUACGUCCUCAUCGCCGCCAUCAUCGGCGCUGUGCAGAUCGCCAUCAUCGUGGCCGUGGUGAUGUGCAUCACAAGGAAAUGUCCGAAGAACAACAGAGGUCGUCGACAAAAACAAAACCUUGGCCACUUUUCCUCAGACACUAACUCCAGGAUGGUAUAGCCUCGUGCUGCUGAUGAUUCUUUUUGAUAAAUUUCUUUCUUAUAGCGAGGGAAUGUCAUUUUUUAACUGUAGAUGUGCUCCUUUGUUUUAGUUUCCUGAGAAACUGAUAAAAAAGAAUGGUAAUAUUUAUUUAAGGGGCCUUACUUUUCCUCUUUUUUAUUGGAAUGUUGGCGCUUUUAUUUUGUGAAGUUUAAUUAUUAUUAUUAUUAUUUUAAUCCUGGAGAAGAAGAAUCAACCCAACCUGCUAAUGAUUUAUGUUUUAUGGAAGCCCAUUUCUGCCACAAGAUCUAAUAAUUUCAAGUUGUUUUAUUUUCAGGAGUUUGAUGUUUUAAAAUCAUUAUUAUGAGAAUAAAUGACAGUUAGAGGUCAGAGUGACUUAUGACAUAAAAUCAUAAUUAUGACUUUUAAAGAUGAGAUGAAGUCAGGAUUAUGACCUACAAAAUCAGGAUUAUAAAAUAAGUCAGUAUUAUAAAUUUAAAGUCAAAAUUGAGAAUGAAGUCAGGAUUAUAAUUUAUAACUUCAGAUAUGAGAUGCAAAGUCAGGAUUAUAAAAUAAAUCAGAAUUAUGAGAUACAUCAGUCAACAUCAUAAUUACAUCCGAGUUAUGACGUUCGAUAGGAUAAAAAGUCAUAAUCCUGACUUUGCAUCUAAUAAUCCUGGCUUUGCAUUUCAUAAUCUAGACUUUACAUCUCGUAAUCCUGAAUUUGCAUCUCGUAUUCCUUACUUUAAAAGUCAUAAUCCUGACUACAUCUCAUAAUCCUGACUUUGUAUCUCAUAAUCCUGAUUUUAAGUCAUAAUCCUGAUUUUACAUCUCGUAAUCCUGACUUUGCAUCUCAUAAUCAUGAAUUUGCAUCUCGUAGUCCUGAUUUUAAGUCAUAAUCCUGACUUUGCAUCUCAAAUUCUGACUUUAAUAGUCACAAUCCUGACUUUACAUCUCAUAAUUUUGAUUUAAUAUCUCAUAAUCUUGAUUUUGCAAUCUCAUAUUCCUGAUUUUGCUUCUCAUAAUCCUGAUUUUUCAUAUCAUAAUUCUGACUUUGUAUCUCAUAAUCUUGACAUUGCAUCCCAUAAUCCUGACUUUGCAUCUCAUUAUUCUGACUUUAAAAGUCACAAUCCUGACUUUCCAUCUCAUAAUUUUGGUUUAGCAUCUCAUAAUCCUGACUUUCAAAGUUAUAAUCCUGUCUUUAAAAGUCAUAAUCCUGACUUUAAAAAUCAUAAUCCUGUCAAAAAUCAUAAUCCUGACUUCACAUCUCAUAAUUCUGACUUUGUAACACAUAAUCCUGACUCAGUCUCUCACAUUAAUUACUUUGUUUCACAUAAGUGAGUUUAAAGUUUUGUCACAUUUGUUUGUUUCUGUGGCAGAAAUGUGCUUCCAUAYUUUCAUCGUGUCUGCUAUUUUUAGUUUUAACCCUUUCCUGUAGUUAUCCUGGCAUCAUGUCUCUGGAUUGUGUUAUUUAUUAAUUUUAUUAAUCCCGCCCCCCUUGUGUUGCUCAUUAGUAAUAAUGUUACAGCUGAUCACCAAAUCUAGUUUAUUUUGAAUAAUUUCUCUUGUGCCAGCCAGUGUCCUGGUUUACACUCUGGUCUGUAAUUCUGUGUAAAGACUGAUUUCAAACAGGUUCAUAAUUUAUAAGAAUUACAUCAUCUCUGAAGAGACGUUUUUACUGAAGGUUUUUACCUUUGUUCUAGUUCUCGUGUAUUAGCAUGACUCGUGAAAACUGUGUACUUGUGGUGUAGUUGAAACUUUUUAAAAAGGAAAGAGGCUCCGUCGCCUCGUCGUUCGGACUCUGAGGCGAGGAAGAGGAGGGACGAGGUUUUGGUGGACGGACGGCUCGGAGGCAUCAGAAGAUUGUAAAUCUCUGGCCGCACUGCAGAYGGAGGUCACCUGCCAACUUUUCACGCCUCGGCUGCAGAGACGGCUGCAUCYGAAUGUUGUAAAAUAAAGAAAUGAAUUUUUGAUACUUUUAUUUUGUCCCCUCUGUGACACAUUCCGAGGACAGAAGAAAUCCUCCAGAUGUUAGUGGUGUGCAGGUAACUCACUGUCCUCACUCUGUGUGUUCGUGUUCUUGCUUUGUGUCCGUUUGUCCAAACAGGAAGUAAAUUUCAUCAUCGGUUCUGGACGUCUGAACUUCCUGAGACUGUGGGUGAUGGACGCAGGGAGUGAGACACGUGUGCAUGUGUCCUCCUCCGUCUCUUGUCUCAUGAUGUUUGUAGUCUUCUGAAUUCUGGUCCUGUUGCACAYGAUGUUUCCUCUUUCUUAUCAUGUUCAGACAAACAAUAAACAAAGUUCAACAAAGUCA